GAGUGCAUGACGUAAUACACAGUCUGAAAGUGCAAUGGCGAUAUUGGACAAUAGUCAUCGCGUUUGGAUACCACAUCUGUAUCAUGUGGCUCACGUUGACAAACACACAUGGAUUACUUCUACUAAAUGAACGAUGCUCUUGAUGCAGGCUUGAUGAUCUACAGCCGGAGAUUUUGCAGCGAGGGAAAAAAACAUUGUACUGUUCCUCCGUUAGUGAUGACAGUGUAUGCUGAUCGCCGGUGAGUUUAAAGUCAAGUAAUGAUCGCAAUGCCGUGGUAAACAUUUGUUAUCUAUUAUUGUCUUGUGUUCGAAAGUCGGACUGUGCGUCUGUCCGAGGGGCGUGGCUGCAGGUUGGGUACCACUCCAGACCGAUAGCUUAGCAACAGAGGCAAGAGGAAGAGACAAUGGUUUGGCCAUUUGUCGGCGGCGUACAUUUUCCAUGAAGUAGGCCAUAGUAGAAGCCGUGUGAGCUGAGAUAAGCCAGGUCAGAGAUGAUGUCAUGUACACCACAAGGCACCGUGGAAGCGAAGACUGGAUCCUCGAAAUGUAAACAAAGGGAUGCGGGCCUCCCAGCUGGCCUGUGAUGAACAGGCUUUCCAAACGUCAGCGAUCGCUUGUGAAAUCCGAUUUGAAACUGAGAGGGUUAUUUCUGAGGUGUGACGUGUGAACAGACACUAUGGCCACGCAGGAACCGUCCCCCCCCUCGUCGAUGGAGAACAACAAGCCAGGCUUUCCCAGGAAGAUCCUGGCCAACAAGCUAGAAGACAAGCACCUCUGCAACUGUUGUCACAACAUCCUCAGACGCCCCUACCAAGCCCAGUGUGGACAUCGCUUCUGCUCCUAUUGUUUCAAUAGGACUGUCAGCAAUGGACCUCAGAAAUGCAACGCUUGCAUUAAAGAAGAGAUUUUUGAAGAGCCUACAUCCAUUUUGAAGCAAGGAUGUGCUUUUCCUGACAAUGCUGCUCGGCGAGAGGUUGAAAACCUGUCAGCGGUCUGCAUCCACGAGAGCUGCACCUGGACCGGCAGCAUCAAGGAGUAUGAGGUGAACCACGAAGGGAAGUGUGAGUUCAUGAUCAUCCCGUGUCCGUCCUGUAAAGAGAGGGUCCGUCUCAGCGAGCAGGAGCGCCACAGCGAGCGAGAGUGUCCCGAGAGAACGCUGAACUGCAAGUACUGCAAGGAGCCCUUCCACUUCAAAAACAUAAAGGCACAUGAUGAAAUAUGCCCAAAGUACCCGAUGAUCUGCGAAGGAUGUGCCAAGAAGAAAAUCCCCCGGGAAAAAUACGUUGACCAUAUCAAGUUCUGCAGCAAAUUCAGGACUCCAUGUCGAUUUCAUGUCGUAGGCUGUGAUAUGUCCGUGGAGAAGGAGAAGAUCCACGACCACGAGCGCGCCUGUGCCUACGAGCACCUCAACCUGCUGCUGCAUUACAUCAUGGGCAUGAAGGUGAGCAUGGAGGGCCUCCAGCCGCAGGGGCUGGAGCUGGCCGGACACAAGCUGGUGGAGCUCCACCAGUCCCUCCGGGAGCUGGAGGCCAGAGUCUCCCUGCUCAGCCACACCCCGUCUGGGCCUCCCGUGCAGGGGGCUGCCUCGUCCUCUUCCUCGUCCUCCUCCGGCGCCGCCGCCGCCGCCUCCUCAUCCGCCUGCAGCUCAGGAGCUCUGGCCUCCGCCUCCGCCCCGCCGCCCCACCUCUCCUCCGCCCUGGCCCCCGUCCUCACGGUGUCCACCUCCUUCACCCCACUGCCCAGCUCGGUGGGCGCGGCCCUGGAGCUGCAGCUGCACAGCGAGAAGACCAAGGUGGCGGAGCUGGGCCGCCGCUGCAUUGACCUGGAGGUGAAGGCGGGCACCUUCGAGAACGUGGUGUGUGUCCUGAACCGGGAGGUGGAGCGCUUCGCCACCACCAUGGAGGCCAGCAACCGGCAGCACCGGCUGGACCAGGACAAGAUCGAGGCCCUGAGCAAUAAGGUCCGUCAGCUGGAGCGGACGGUGGGCCUGAAGGACCUCACCGUGGCCGAGAUCGAGGGUCGACUCCGAGAGAUGGCCGCCACCACCUUCGACGGCGUCUUUGUCUGGAGGAUCUCAGACUUCACCAAGAAGAGACAGGAUGCCAUCGCGGGUCGCGCCCCCGCCAUGUUCUCCCCUGCGUUCUACACCAGUAAGUACGGCUACAAGAUGUGUCUGCGUAUCUACCUGAACGGCGAUGGGACCGGCCGCAGCAGCCACCUUUCCCUGUUCUUUGUGGUGAUGAGAGGCCUGAGCGACGCGCUGCUCAAGUGGCCUUUCAACCAGAAGGUGACCCUGAUGCUGCUGGACCAGAGCAACAGGGAGCACAUCAUCGACGCCUUCCGGCCCGACGUCACCUCCUCGUCCUUCCAGCGGCCCGUGAGUGAGAUGAACAUCGCCAGCGGCUGCCCCCUCUUCUGCCCGCUCGCCAAGCUGGACUCCAAGAACUCCUACAUCCGCGACGACACCAUCUUCAUCAAGGCCAUCGUGGACCUCACGGGCCUCUAGGGGCCCCCGGGGCCCUUGUUCCGGUUGUUUCUUGAGGGUUCACACACGUUGUCCGAACGUAUGCUGGGCCUGGCGUUGGAAGGGCUUUUAUUUUGAAAGGGCCCCCGGGCGUUGAUGUUGGGGGGGCAGGAUGGU
Messenger RNA from Gadus chalcogrammus (walleye pollock), 2641 nucleotides. Its product is annotated as TNF receptor-associated factor 2-like. Gene Ontology annotation, biological process: positive regulation of canonical NF-kappaB signal transduction; protein K63-linked ubiquitination; regulation of apoptotic process. Lineage: Eukaryota; Metazoa; Chordata; Actinopteri; Gadiformes; Gadidae. The record is from RefSeq and is a predicted model, not a curated record. The coding region runs from base 677 to 2506 and encodes 609 amino acids. Gene Ontology annotation, molecular function: ubiquitin-protein transferase activity; zinc ion binding; ubiquitin protein ligase binding. The transcript has 11 exons. Gene Ontology annotation, cellular component: cytosol; cytoplasmic side of plasma membrane; plasma membrane signaling receptor complex.